GGCCCAUAUAGAGUAGUAGUAAACAACUAACAUAUAAACGGCAGUAGCCCUGAACAGUUUUAACCUAGCAUCGUCGUCGUCUCCUCCAACAGCAGAGCCAGAGAAGCCAGAAGAUUAUCUGUGAUCGACCAUGGGAAAGGUGCACGGUUCAUUGGCUCGGGCCGGGAAGGUGAGAGGUCAGACACCGAAAGUGGCUAAGCAGGACAAGAAGAAGAAGCCUCGUGGUCGUGCUCACAAGAGAUUGCAACACAACCGCCGUUUCGUCACCGCCGUUGUUGGCUUUGGCAAGAAGAGAGGACCGAACUCAUCUGAGAAGUAGACUGGACCAAUAUUUACCUUUUGGUGUGUUUAUUUUUUAUAAUGUUUCUUUAGUUACGAAGCCAAUGCUACUUGUUGAUUUCAUUUGUGUUACAUUUUUUCUGUUCGGAUUAUAACUUACUUUCUUGUUGUAUCAGAUCUUUUGUUUUCUUAUAAUGGAUUAGAGGUGAAAACCUUGGAU
This is a messenger RNA of Raphanus sativus (radish), 499 nucleotides long. RefSeq names its product 40S ribosomal protein S30. Lineage: Eukaryota; Viridiplantae; Streptophyta; Magnoliopsida; Brassicales; Brassicaceae. The coding region runs from base 131 to 319 and encodes 62 amino acids. Gene Ontology annotation, molecular function: structural constituent of ribosome. Gene Ontology annotation, biological process: translation. Gene Ontology annotation, cellular component: ribosome; cytosolic small ribosomal subunit. The record is from RefSeq and is a predicted model, not a curated record. The transcript has 3 exons.